Molecule: messenger RNA, 1311 nt
Organism: Perognathus longimembris pacificus (Pacific pocket mouse)
Lineage: Eukaryota; Metazoa; Chordata; Mammalia; Rodentia; Heteromyidae
Product: protein FAM47A-like
Exons: 2
Source: RefSeq, a predicted model, not a curated record
AUGGCAGAACACACUCGGAGGUGGUCCUUGCAGCCAUGGGUACUAAGGCCAAUGCCCCCAAGCACAAUGCACAAGCGUUGGCCCAACGACAAGGUAUCUUCUAAGUGUGUUGUCACGACCAAGGAGGAGAUUCUCAAGGUUCCUUCCUCCCUGGAAGGACGGAGAUGGGUAUUUCUGAAGAAAGGGCAAGAUGACUUCAGGAGAGGCUGUCCAUCCUGUAAAGAUCUGAUAAUCCCAGGAUCCAAGGAGGCCUUUAUCCCAACGAUUAGUCGCUUAUAUCAACCCAGAGAUCCAACGAAGAUGCCCAGGAGUGCAACGCUGUAUUCUUCGCUCUCGCAAGCCCAGCAAGAACGCCGGGCAUUCGUGGACGCCGUUGAAGCCCGAAUAAACCAGAAGCACCCCUUGGCUCUCUAUCCGAAUCUGGAAGACAAUAUAUCCGAAGAUCUCUUACUGGAGGUGCUGCGAUUGCUGGACCCUGAAAGGGACCUGGAGAGUACGUGGGAUUAUUGUGAGAGCGGCAAGAAAAAAAUGGAAAUGGAGAAACCCUUUAAGUUACCUAAAAUCUCUAAAGAACUGAAAAUGAUCCUGGAACCUCCCAAGAUUCCUUGUACCCGUCGAGAACUUUUGCCUGUGAGAAAAAAGCGAAUCUCAAAGGAGUUGAUUGAAGCUGCUAUGCGCAGGUACAUACCCAAAGGAGUCUAUGACUUCUGCAAAUGGGUUCAGAGUCUUGGAGACAUACACAUUAGUGAACACAUGGUAACGGAACAAUUUGGCGUUGAGUAUGAAUGCACUCCAACCUAUACAGAUUCCUGCAUCAAGAAAGUAAACUUGAUUCCUGUAGAGCUCAGGUACUGCAGAAAACUAAGCAAAGUGAAGCAGAUAAGAUUCUCCCUCCAGGAAACCAGCUUUGAUAGGAGACUCCGGAAGCCGCCUGAUCCGUAUAAAUCUCGCUGGGUGAAGAUAAGGUAUGGAGCUUGGUACCUGAGGCCUGAGUUGUGGAAAAAACUAGAAAAUGAUGAGCCUCUGACUGACCCCAAUGUCAUUGUCGAGCAACCUGUUCCUUCAGACAUUAUUGAUGAACUUUAUGGGACAAUUGCCUUUAAGGACUUCAUCAUGAGCAAAGGCUACUCUAUGCCAGCUAUACUUGAGAAGUUUUUCUUCAGGAAGGGAUGGGAUUACCAAGAUGUUUCUACUCCUAUCCCGAGAGUAGUAAGAGCUCAUGAACUGAAAUAUGCGGAUGAUGAUGAUGACGACGACGACGACGACGAUGAUGAGGAAGAGAAAGAAAGAAAGAAAGAAGAAAGGAAAGAA